GUGAUUUAAUAGGAAAUCUCUGAAGCAAUAUAGUUUUUAGAAAUUCAGUUUUGCUUAUAAGUUAAAGUGUAUAUUAACCUUGCGACAUGUGGCAAGGCAGCGACAAAACUAUCGCCACACUGGCAAUGUGCAGUUUGUUGAGAUAUUUAUUUUGUUUUUAUGUUUUGUGUGUUUUGUUUGCGGUGUUUACAUAUUUGCCACACAUUAUCGCCGCUGAUAAUCAAAACAUAGACGUUAAUUAUCGUCGUCAACAUCGCCCUCGACAACAACGGCAAACCUUUAAUGCUGAUCUUUGGAAUGAAGUAGAAAAGGGUUAUUGUGCUCCUUAUAAUGGCAAGAUAUGUAAAGAUUACAUCGAAGGGCAAGUUUGGUAUAGUCGGGACGAUCCUUCUGGUGGUUGGAAGAAUGAACAAAUUAGUACCGUUUUGUGGGAAGAAUUGAUAGCCGAUUUGAAUGGUUUAUGUAGACAAGCAGCGGAAAAGAUGUUAUGCGCUUAUGCUUUUCCACGAUGCAUGAUGGGAAAUGGUGUUCCCAUUAAGUUACCGUUAUGCUAUGAAGAUUGCUCUGCUGUACAUCUACAAUAUUGUUAUAAUGAUUGGGUUUUAAUUGAGGAAAAAAAAGAACGUGGUAUUUUUAUUAAAAGUCGGGGACAUUUCCGUUUACCGAAUUGUUCUGUGCUACCGAAAUACAAAAAUAACACCGCCAAGCGUCCUGUAUGUUCAUAUGUGGGUCUAACCGAGUUCACUGAAGAUGAAAUUAGUUAUGACUGUCGUAACGGUAAUGGUCAUUACUAUUUGGGCAGCGUUAAUGUCACCAAAUCUGGUAUACCAUGCCAACGAUGGGACUCUCAGCAUCCUCACAAACACAUACAACCGCCUUUAGUGUUUCCUCAGAUAGCGGAAGGCGAAAAUUAUUGUCGUAAUGCUGGAGGUGAGGAACCAUAUCCAUGGUGUUAUACGGUUGACGAAUCUGUGCGUUGGCAGCACUGUGAAAUACCGUUAUGUCCCAAUUAUAUUGAUACUACUUUAAAGGAACUGGAGCCUAUUAAAAUGGAAACAUUUUUUACGCCCUCCGUUAUAUUUCUGCUGGCUGGUAUUGGUUUCGUAAUCAUUGUCGCUCUGCAUUUAAUCAUUCUUUUGCUAUAUAAAAUCACUAAGAAUAAAGAAUUGCCCAGUCAGCAACAACAACAAACGUUACAAAAUCCAAAUUCAGAAUGUAAUGUUUCGACAAGAGGUAUCGCCGUUAAUAUAAAUAAUCAACCAAACGAAUAUAGUUUGAACGCCAGUCCUGAGAAUUUCUCUCAACAUCACAUUAUCAGCAAUAAAUUUGGUACAAUUAAAAGUUUGGCUACGGUGCAUAACGUGCUCAACGAAGCACCUCCUAAAUCUAAGUUGAACAACAAGUUGGAAAAACUGGAAUAUCCACGCCGUGAUAUAGUAUACGUACGGUCCUUGGGUCAAGGAGCCUUUGGUAGAGUUUUUCAGGCUAAAGCCCCUAAUUUAAUAAUGGGCAACGAUGAGUUAAUGGUAGCGGUGAAAAUGCUUAAAGAUGAUGCUAGCGAUCAAAUGCAAAUGGAUUUUGAGCGGGAAGCUUGCUCAUUGGCCGAGUUCGAUCAUCCGAAUAUAGUAAAGCUGUUGGGGGUGUGUGCUUUGGGAAGACCCAUGUGCUUACUUUUUGAAUUUAUGUCGCCCGGCGAUCUUAGUGAGUUUCUACGGUCUUGUUCACCGUACGCCACCCAUCGCGAGCACGAACGUAAACCGUUAAAUGAAGCACAUCUUUUACAAAUAGCCGCACAUAUAGCGGCCGGCAUGGUUUAUUUAUCAGAACGCAAAUUUGUACAUCGUGACUUGGCUACAAGGAAUUGCCUUGUCAAUGAGCACAUGAUAGUGAAAAUUGCCGACUUUGGUUUAUCGCAUAAGAUUUACUUACAAGACUACUACAAAGGAGAUGAGAAUGAUGUUAUACCUAUACGUUGGAUGCCGCUAGAAUGUAUAUUAUAUAAUAAGUUUUCCAUAGAAUCAGAUGUUUGGGCUUAUGGAAUCUGCUUGUGGGAGAUUUUUUCUUACGCUCUUCAACCUUAUUACGGGAUGACCCAUGAAGAAGUAAUCAAAUACAUUAAGGAUGGUAAUGUCUUAAGUUGUCCGGACAAUACGCCCUUAUCGGUGUACGCUUUGAUGAGACGCUGUUGGAAUCGUAAGGCCAGCGAUAGACCAAGUUUUAACGAAAUCAAUCAUUGCAUACAACAUAGCAUAGCUGAGCAUGAGUGUAAAACGGCCCUCGAGAUAGGUAAUUGAUUGUCAGAUAUUUAAAAAUGUAAGUAAAGUUUUAAGAAAAAAGGUUGUUUCCGCAUAAGAAAAAAAUUUAAGUUCCUCU
Glossina fuscipes is the source of this 2373-nucleotide messenger RNA. It is a transcript of the gene Nrk, whose product is annotated as tyrosine-protein kinase transmembrane receptor Ror2. Gene Ontology annotation, molecular function: ATP binding; protein binding; transmembrane receptor protein tyrosine kinase activity. Gene Ontology annotation, biological process: positive regulation of kinase activity; cell surface receptor protein tyrosine kinase signaling pathway; protein phosphorylation. Lineage: Eukaryota; Metazoa; Arthropoda; Insecta; Diptera; Glossinidae. Gene Ontology annotation, cellular component: signaling receptor complex. The coding region runs from base 87 to 2294 and encodes 735 amino acids. The record is from RefSeq and is a predicted model, not a curated record. The transcript has 4 exons.